UUUUUGCGCUCCAGUUUUGAAAGGGGUGUUUUUGGCAGUUUGGGGGGGGAGUCAGGGUCGCCUCCCUCAGCGAACGCUAUUGGCCGAUAUCUCCACAGUUUGUGACGGACCCCCUCUACCAGCAGUCUCCUUCAGAGAGCAACGAUGGAGGGCGAGGAGGAGCGACAGCAGGACACUCUGAGAAGACACCUGCUCUCAAGGCUUCUCUCCAAAUUAGAACUUGGGCUCACAAGAGAACCUGUCGAUUUAGAUUACAUGGAAUUUACAUGUAGGCAGGAGUUGUAUUUGUGUAAUGCACUGUCCAGACACAUUGAUAUGCCCACAGAGAUUUUGCAUGCUCUACAGGACCUUUUCAGGCUUGUGACCGAACACAUUGAAUGCAUCAGUGGCAGAAAUAGAUAUGUUGAGACACUACCUGGGCAGAUGGGGCGUCCCAAGUUAGACAUUGAGAGAGAGACCUUGGAAGAGUUCCUAGAAACUGACUUGCCUGUGCCCUGCAUUGCAAAGAUGAUGGGAGUCUCAAUACGUACAGUGUUUAGACGCAUGCAGCAGUUUGGCCUGUUGGCUAGACGGUACAGCAGUAUGAGUGAUGAGGAACUGGACAGGGUGGUACAGGAUGUAAAAAAUGAAAUGCCGAUGGCUGGCUACCGGAUGGUUAAGGGGAGGCUGCGAUCACUGGGAGUCCAUGUUCAGUGGAGGAGAGUGGCUGCAUCAUUGCACCGUGUGGAUUCUCUGGGAAUCAUCUCAAGACUUGCUGGAUUAGGCUGUGUUGUAUGCAGGACUUAUUCUGUGAGAGGUCCUCUUUCACUUUGGCAUGUGGACACAAACCACAAACUAAUCAGGUACAACAUUGUACUGUUUGGCGCAGUGGAUGGGUAUUCCAGAAAAGUGAUGUGUCUGCGUGUUGCUACCAACAAUCUGGCAUCAACUGCGUUCGCAGCCUUCAAAGAGGCAACAGAAAAGCAUGGCAUACCAUCAAGGGUCAGAGCUGACCAAGGUGUUGAAAACGUUGAAAUCGCAAGAUUUAUGUUUAACGUUCGUGGAACCGACAGGGGAAGCUUUAUGUCUGGCAAAAGCGUUCAUAAUCAAAGAAUUGAACGCUUGUGGCGUGAUGUCAAAACCUGCGUGACCUCGAAGUACCAAAACAUGCUUCAGAGUCUGGAGAGGGAUCAGCUUCUUGAUGUUUGCUCCUCAGAAGACCUUUUUGCUGUCCAUGCGGUGUUCCUACCAAAACUAAGGAAAGACCUUGAGAGUUUCGUUGAUGGUUGGAACAAUCACCCAAUUCGGACAGAAAACAACAUGACCCCUGAGCAGUUGUGGUACUGUGGUAUCAGGGAAACCAGUAUUGAUCAGCCAGAAAAUGUUGAGGAUCUAGAGGAGCCUGACAUUGACUGGGACAUUGCCACAAACCACGAUGGCGAGAUUGAUGGAGAGAUUGUGGUUCCUCAAAUUGAGUCGCAUUUAAAUGAAGGACAAAUACAGGUGGUUCAGAGCCUCAUUGAACAGAGUGACCCAGACCUGCCGGCAAGGGACUUGUAUUUAACAUGUCGUGAAUACAUUUUGGCACAGGGUGAGUAGGGCCAAUUUUGCUCCCUCUGAGCACUAGCAGCUUGAUGGCAAAGCUGCAUGAGCGGGGGUUCGAACCUGCGAUCUCCCGCUCAUAGUGGCAGCGCUUAAAUUUUAAGAGCUUUGGAUUUUUCAAAUUAUGUUGUGUAUUAAUAUAUUUGUACUAUUUGCUGAAUUAAAAAAAUAAAGACAGCUUUGGAUUGAUCAAA
Astyanax mexicanus (Mexican tetra) is the source of this 1775-nucleotide messenger RNA. RefSeq lists its product as uncharacterized. The coding region runs from base 145 to 1578 and encodes 477 amino acids. The record is from RefSeq and is a predicted model, not a curated record. Lineage: Eukaryota; Metazoa; Chordata; Actinopteri; Characiformes; Acestrorhamphidae. Gene Ontology annotation, biological process: DNA integration. Gene Ontology annotation, molecular function: nucleic acid binding. The transcript is spliced from 8 exons.